AUGUUCCUGACUGUGUACCUUAGUAAUAAUGAGCAGCACUUCACCGAAGUUCCAGUGACGCCGGAAACCAUCUGCAGAGAUGUGGUGGAUCUGUGCAAAGAACCCGGCGAGAGCGAUUGCCACUUGGCUGAAGUGUGGUGUGGCUCUGAGCGCCCAGUGGCCGACAGUGAGCGGAUGUUUGAUGUCCUACAGCGGUUUGGGAGUAAGAGGAGUGAAGUUCAAUUCUUCCUUCGUCAUGAACGUCCUGGCAGGGACAAUGUGAGUGGACCAAGGCCUCAAGAUCCAAGUUUAAAAAGAAAUGGUGUCAAAAUUCCUGGUGAGCAUCGGAGGAAGGAGAAUGGUGUUCAUAGUCCAAGGAUGGACCUCACUCUCGCUGAACUCCAGGAAAUGGCAUCUCGCCAGCAGCAACAGAUUGAGGCACAGCAACAAAUAUUGGCUACCAAGGAACAGCGCUUAAAGUUUUUAAAACAGCAAGAUCAGCGCCAGCAGCAACAAGCAGCUGAACAGGAAAAACUUAAGAGACUGAAAGAAAUAGCUGAAAAUCAGGAAGCUAAGCUGAAAAAAGUGAGAGCACUUAAAGGCCACGUGGAGCAGAAGAGGCUAAGCAAUGGCAAACUGGUGGAGGAAAUCGAGCAGAUGAACAGCUUGUUCCAGCAGAAGCAGAGGGAGCUCGUUCUGGCUGUGUCGAAAGUGGAGGAACUUACAAGGCAGCUGGAAAUGCUCAAAAACGGCCGGAUUGAUUGCCACCAUGAUGGCCAGUCUGCGGUGGCUGAGCUGGACCGCCUCUACAAGGAGCUGCAGCUAAGAAACAAAUUGAAUCAAGAGCAGAAUGCCAAGCUUCAGCAACAGAGGGAGUGCUUGAAUAAGCGCAAUUCAGAAGUAGCAGUCAUGGAUAAGCGUGUUAAUGAGCUGAGGGACCGACUGUGGAAGAAGAAGGCGGCUCUGCAGCAGAAGGAGAACCUCCCAGUUUCCUCUGAUGGAAAUCUCCCCCAGCAAGUGGUGUCAGCACCCAGUCGCGUGGCUGCCGUAGGGCCUUACAUCCAGUCGUCUACGAUGCCGCGGAUGCCCUCCAGGCCUGAGCUCCUGGUGAAGCCGGCCCAGCCAGAUGGGGCCUUGGCUUCUGAGGGACUGAUGAAGAUGCAGACACUGCCAAACAUGAGAGCCGGGGCUGCUUCUCAAGUGAAAGGCUCGAAAGUCCACCCAAUUGGCCAUGAUUGGAGUCAUUCAAAUGCAGACCUUUUCCCUGGCCAAGUCUCUGGCCGGAAGAGCCCUGGGAACGUUCCAGACCAAGUUGAUGAAGGCGAGAUUCUGCUGAGGGAGAAAGAGAAGAAAGUGCGCCCCUUCUCCAUGUUGGACACAGUGGACCAGGCUGCUGGCCCACCUGCCUUCGGCACGCUGAGGAAGAACCAGAGCAGUGAGGACAUCUUGAGGGAUGCUCAGGCUACGAGUAAAAAUGGUGUUAAGGUACCACCUCCUGUUCCUUCAAAACCAAAGCAGAUCAGUUUGCCAUAUUUUGGACAAGCUAGUCAGCCAUCAUCAGACAUUAAGCCAGAUGGUGGUACUCAGCAGUUUUCAGCUGCUGUUACGAUGGUGGGUAAUAAACCAAAGACGGUGGUCCAGCAGCAGAGGGCUGCACUGACUCCAGGUGUGCCGACUCCUGGCAUGCCUUCAGCCAGCCCAGAGCAAGGCCUUCCUCCAACUGUGAAGCAGGAAAGCCCUCCAGCUGCUGCUGUCCGGCCCUUCACACCACAGCCUCCCAAGGAUGCCCUCCUGCCACCCUUCAGAAAACCACCAACUGUGGCAGCAAGCUCAAUAUAUUCCAUGUACACUCAGCAGCAGGCUCCUGGGAAGAACUUCCAGCAGGCAGUGCAGAGCGCACUGACCAGGACACACAGUAGAGGCCCUCACUUUCCCAGCGUGUAUGGCAAGCCUGUGAUUGCUUCUGGCCACAGUCAGCAGCAGCACCCGGAGAACAUUUAUUCCAGCAGCCAGGGCCAGCCUAGUAGUCCCGAGCUGGACACCGAGCCCACAUCAGCAGUGCAGGAGAACCAGGAGCAGGAACGGAUUCCUCGGCCCCUCAGCCCAACCAAGUUACUGCCAUUCCUCUCACACCCUUACCGAAACCAGAGUGAUGCUGACUUGGAGGCCUUACGGAAGAAACUGUCAAAUGCACCCAGGCCACUCAAAAAGCGCAGCUCUAUUACAGAGCCCGAGGGUCCGAGUGGGCCAAAUAUCCAGAAACUUCUGUAUCAGAGGACCACCAUCGCCGCCAUGGAGACCAUCUCCAUCCCGGCACACCCUUCCAGGUCCACCCAAGGGGCUGCCAGCCCAGAGAACCCCGUCGAGAUCUUGAACCCAGGCAAGGAGGGAGACUCUGUGGUUCCUGAAAUGCCUUCCCGAGAGGAGGCAGGGAGUGCCAGUCCAAAGGCAAGUGAUGUGCCAGCACCGGCUCUAGGACUUGACUGUGUGUCUGAGGGAGGCCCUGACAGCAGCCUGAAUCUCCAGAGUAACUUGGAAGAACCGAAUCUGGAGUCCCCACACCUGCUUGAAGUGUACCUGGAAGAGUACCCUCCAUACCCACCCCCACCGUACCCAUCUGGGGACCCCGAAGGCCCAGGAGAAGACUCUGUGAACAUGCGUCCACCAGAAAUCACAGGGCAGGUCUCCCUGCCGCCGGGCAAAAGGACAAACUUACGCAAAAUUGGCUCAGAGCGGAUUGCUCAUGGAAUGAGGGUGAAAUUCAACCCCCUUGCUUUAUUGCUAGAUUCGUCUUUGGAAGGAGAAUUUGACCUUGUGCAAAGAAUUAUAUAUGAGGUCGAAGACCCCAGCCUACCUAAUGAUGAAGGUAUCACAGCUCUUCACAAUGCUGUGUGUGCAGGCCACACAGAAAUCGUUAAGUUCUUGGUACAGUUUGGCGUGAAUGUAAAUGCUGCCGAUAGUGAUGGAUGGACUCCCUUGCACUGUGCUGCCUCGUGUAACAAUGUUCAAGUGUGCAAGUUCCUGGUGGAGUCUGGAGCAGCCGUCUUUGCUAUGACCUACAGUGACAUGCAGACUGCGGCGGACAAGUGUGAGGAGAUGGAAGAAGGCUAUGCCCAGUGCUCCCAGUUCCUUUACGGUGUCCAGGAGAAGAUGGGCAUCAUGAAUAAAGGAGUCAUUUAUGCACUUUGGGAUUAUGACCCUCAGAAUGACGAUGAGCUGCUCAUGCGAGAAGGGGACUGCAUGACGAUCAUCCGAAGAGAAGAUGAGGAUGAAAUUGAAUGGUGGUGGGCGCGCCUGAAUGAAAAGGAAGGAUACGUUCCACGUAACCUAUUGGGACUGUAUCCAAGAAUUAAACCAAGACAAAGGAGCUUGGCUUGA
This is a messenger RNA of Elephantulus edwardii (Cape elephant shrew), 3357 nucleotides long. It is a transcript of the gene TP53BP2, whose product is annotated as tumor protein p53 binding protein, 2. The record is from RefSeq and is a predicted model, not a curated record. The transcript has 17 exons. Gene Ontology annotation, cellular component: nucleus. Gene Ontology annotation, biological process: regulation of apoptotic process. NCBI's taxonomy places the organism in Eukaryota, Metazoa, Chordata, Mammalia, Macroscelidea, Macroscelididae. Gene Ontology annotation, molecular function: p53 binding. The coding region runs from base 1 to 3357 and encodes 1118 amino acids.